AUGAACAUCCGUGAAGCGACGAUCGACGACCUGCUGGGCAUGCAGAAUUGCAACCUUCACAAUCUGCCCGAGAACUACACAUUACGAUACUAUCUCUACCAUGCGCUCACCUGGCCGCAGCUCUCGUAUGUUGCCGAAGAUGAGAAGGGCAGGAUCGUCGGAUACAUUUUGGGCAAGAUGGAGGAGGAGCCAGCCGAUGGCAUUCCUCAUGGACACGUCACAAGUAUCAGUGUGCUCCGCUCGUAUCGUCGACUGGGUCUUGCCAACAAGCUCAUGAAGCAAAGUCAGGAAGCCAUGAGGGAUGUAUUUGGUGCCAAGUUCGUGUCGCUGCACGUCAGACAGACCAACCGCGCUGCCAUCGGCUUGUAUCGCGACACGCUCGGCUUCGAGGUGCACGGCGUGGAGAAAGGCUACUACGCCGACGGUGAAGACGCCUUGCAUAUGCGACUCAACUUUUGA
Sporisorium graminicola is the source of this 459-nucleotide messenger RNA. RefSeq lists its product as uncharacterized. Gene Ontology annotation, molecular function: protein-N-terminal-glutamate acetyltransferase activity; protein N-terminal-serine acetyltransferase activity. Lineage: Eukaryota; Fungi; Basidiomycota; Ustilaginomycetes; Ustilaginales; Ustilaginaceae. Gene Ontology annotation, cellular component: NatA complex. Bases 1 to 459 code for a protein of 152 amino acids. The transcript is spliced from 3 exons. The record is from RefSeq and is a predicted model, not a curated record. Gene Ontology annotation, biological process: N-terminal peptidyl-glutamic acid acetylation.